UAUUAGGACAAAGCCAAAGUUGGAUUCUUCAACCCCAGAAAAAUUUCAAUAGUGAGAAAGAUGGCGAGUGGAGGUGCUGCUGGUGGAGGAAAAGUGUCGUUCAAAGUCACUCUUACUUCCGAUCCCAAAUUGCCAUUCAAAGUUUUUAGCGUACCGGAGGCAGCCCCGUUCACGGCUGUUCUCAAAUUUGCUGCCGAGGAAUUCAAAGUCCCUCCCCAAACAAGCGCCAUCAUCACUAAUGAUGGAGUGGGAAUUAAUCCUCAGCAAAGUGCAGGUAAUGUCACACUUUACAUGAAUAUUUUAUAGUUACCUCAUCUUUUUUUGUUGGUUGCUAAUUGAUGGUUUAUUUGUUUUCUAGACGAUAAGCAAUU
This is a messenger RNA of Nicotiana tabacum (common tobacco), 371 nucleotides long. The record is from RefSeq and is a predicted model, not a curated record. NCBI's taxonomy places the organism in Eukaryota, Viridiplantae, Streptophyta, Magnoliopsida, Solanales, Solanaceae.